CACAAAGAAGAGGCCAGGCAGAAGCCAGCCCGCAAUAACAAACAAACAAACCUGUGAACGCAACUUCAGACAACUGAGCAAUUUUGUCGCCUUUACAGAUAAACCAACAAAUCAUCCAACUGUAUUUCCCCCUCACCUGUUACGUGCUGACAUGUGAGGAGGGGAGAAAAAAAGAGGAAACCUGGGACCCAUUUUCAAGGCGCCGCUUCAUUAACAAGUUAUCGUGUGCAACCGUACCCAUCCGAGGAUGCUUCAGCAAGGUGGGUGGUGGAUGGGGGUGCAUAUAACACUCCUUUCCAUCACUUUCUGCUGCAUAGCGCCCUUGCCCACACAUGCAUAUAUCUAUGCUCAUUAUAGAAAUAUGACCAUGCUGUUUGAGGAUCUACCUGCUUUGUUUGGAUCGCCACUUCCAAAGGAAGGAAUCAUGGGAGUCUUAGUGGAGUCCCGGCCUCUUAACGGCUGUGCCACAAUUGAGCCUCCCCCUCCGUUGCCGCCGUUUUAUGAUGCCAACAUCACUAAAUUCAUAGCUCUCAUCAGACGCUAUGAUUGUAAUUUUGAUCGGAAGGUCCUGCAUGCGCAGCAAGCUGGCUACAGUGCUGCUAUUGUUCACAACAUGUACUCUGAUUUUCUGCUCAAUAUGAACUACAGCAAUGGUACUAUCGCAGAGGAGAUUGACAUCCCCUCAGUGUUUACCAGCUACUAUGCCUCACAAGUUCUCAAGAAUUUCAUCAUUCCAGAGCAAGGAGCCUAUGUGAUUCUCAAGCCAGAGUUUGCUUUCCCACUCUCAUACUACCUUAUUCCCUUCACCGGAGUGAUUGUCAUGAUCAUCCUGGUGAUGUUAAUUAUCUUGGUUAUACGCUGUACACAGCAUCGAAAAAGGCUGAGGAAAAACCGCUUGUCCAAGGAACAACUGAAGCGGAUUCCUACUCACAAAUUCACUAAAGGGGAUGACUAUGAUGUGUGUGCCAUCUGCUUAGACGAGUAUGAAGAAGGAGACAAACUACGGGUUUUACCCUGUUCACAUGCCUAUCACAGUAAGUGCGUGGACCCGUGGUUGACCCAGACCAAGAAGACGUGCCCUGUGUGCAAACAGCGUGUCACCCGCAACAACCCCGAGCACUCCGAGUCCGAAUCUGAGGAGGACACCGGAGGUCAGGGCGUAGAAGAAGGAACGGAGGGUGAAGCCGACUCGGAGCGCACCCCUCUGCUUCGCGCAUCCAACCAGGGCUCCCCUUCUGGGAGUCCGGGGGUGUAUUCCGCCACCACGAUGACCACCGCUCAGUGCAUCGCCUCGCCGGUUGACGACGACUCCCCCGUCCUGGGUUACGAAGGUUAUUAUUCUCCCCAGGAGGACACAGACUCAGAAACCAAUGACACAGAAGAUGAGCGGCACCAUGUUGACGAUGACACCGCUCAGUUGAUUGGUAGGGGCACAGUGCACAUCUAAUGGCUGGAACGUCGAUCUGACUUCAUACAAAAAGGGCCUUUCUGUCACAACCUUUGCGCUUUUUGUUGUUUAGCUCACAACUAAAAAGUUAUGGCAGUACUUUUAUUUUUCCUGUUUUCUAUCAUGUGAUCUAACAGGGCAAUAAUCACAGAUUGCUGAGCACUGACACCCGCUCUUGUCUGAAUCUCAAUUUCUUUUUGCGUUAGUCCGUGUCGUAUUUUCUUGCUCACACCAAAUAUAUGCACUAGAUAUAGUUAGGCUGUUCUGCAACGUUUAUAUCGUUCAUGAUCAAAACCACAAGUUUAAAUAUAAUCAUUCUGUGCAGUGUGCCUAUGUUCCAACUAUUUUUUUUUUUUUUACCAUUAUCAAAUACAGUACAUUGUUUUAUGUCAACUUUUGUUGCACACUCGCACAGAAGAGAAAAAGCCAAACUGCUCACUUGCAAAGAAAACCAUGACCGCCCUUGUGAGUCAUGAGGGACAAUACUGUAAUGGUAACACGUAUGACAACAUUUUUCCUUGGGUGAGGCCAUUUGUAAACGUAUGCAGUUUCUUCGUCCCACCUCUUACUAUUUUUGUAAUUCCAGUGUGCUUGAACGGUCUAAAUGAAGAACUAUUUUAAGUCAGUGGAAUUAGCAUAGAACAGACACAUUGCCUUAAUUUGGCCUACAUGUACAUGUGUUUUAUGUUUAGAAACUAAAAGCUCACACUCGUAGGUUUUGUAUUUUCUUUGUACAGCAAAGCAAUUUUCUUUUAAAUGAAGCAGAGGUCCUUCGCUUCUGUAAGUGUGAGUAAUGGAUAGUGUUAGUCAAACUUAAUUUACACACACAAGCUAUUUAGUGUCAUAUUCCCCUACAUCUGGGAGGACUGUAGGCUGUCAAAUUUCAAACUUAAAAUUAAAAGCAAUUUUUAAGAACACUUUAAAACUGGUUCGGUUCUCUGUGUAAAUACACAUUUUCUGCUUUCGGAGAUCAUAGUAACAGCUGGAAUAUAUUUAAAAGGGGCAGGUCUAUUUAAUUUGUUUUCGAUGGUUGAUUUUGUGGAUUUGUACAUUAUUAGUUUGUCCCCCUAUCCUAAAACACAAAAUUCAGAUUUUUAAAUGACUGACAUGUUUAAAUACUGGUUUGAUCAUUCUUGUUUGCUCCCAAGGCUGUAAUCUGUUAUAUAUGCACUUUCCUUUUAAUACAUAAAUUUAACAGAUGUAUUCAUAUCCCACACUUACUGUCUUUUGCAAUGUGUACUUGUCAGACUUCAAUACAUUUAAAAUGUAAAGUACAAUGAUUGAUGAAAAUAUUAUGAUGCUGAGGAUGUUAGUCAAUGGGACACACCAAUUUACUGACUGAUUAAUGGAAGAUUAAAUUAAAAGUCUAUACAAUUU
Syngnathus acus (greater pipefish) is the source of this 2824-nucleotide messenger RNA. RefSeq names its product ring finger protein 167 (gene rnf167). Gene Ontology annotation, biological process: ubiquitin-dependent protein catabolic process; protein ubiquitination; positive regulation of DNA-templated transcription. Gene Ontology annotation, molecular function: ubiquitin protein ligase activity; zinc ion binding. NCBI's taxonomy places the organism in Eukaryota, Metazoa, Chordata, Actinopteri, Syngnathiformes, Syngnathidae. Bases 248 to 1447 code for a protein of 399 amino acids. The transcript has 11 exons. The record is from RefSeq and is a predicted model, not a curated record. Gene Ontology annotation, cellular component: cytoplasm; nucleoplasm.